Messenger RNA from Sebastes umbrosus (honeycomb rockfish), 1458 nucleotides. Its product is annotated as lymphocyte-specific protein 1-like. Bases 291 to 863 code for a protein of 190 amino acids. Gene Ontology annotation, biological process: muscle contraction. NCBI's taxonomy places the organism in Eukaryota, Metazoa, Chordata, Actinopteri, Perciformes, Sebastidae. Gene Ontology annotation, molecular function: calmodulin binding; actin binding; myosin binding. The record is from RefSeq and is a predicted model, not a curated record. The transcript has 10 exons.
GAGGAGGGCCAGGCUGCUCUGCAGAGGGAGUGGAGGCCAGCAGAAACCCGCAGAGCCCAGAGAGAUAAGAUGAUCAGGAGGAAGAAGAACUGAGCUUCACACAUGAAGAGAAGGAAAGAUCUCCACCUCAGGAUGGAGGGGAGACACAGGGAGGAGGAGGAAGAGGAGGAGCACAACAUACCAGGACAAGAGAUCAGUGGAGAGCAGGAGGAGUGAGGAGGUGAGCAGAAGAUCUGCAGCUUCUCUUUGCUGCAGCAGCGAAAGCGAGGAGCUGCUAAAACUACGGCCCCAUGAGCCCAACAUUCAAGAAACUCCUCAUUCAGUUUUACCCAGAUGAAGUGAACAGCAGAGUCUCAACAGACGGUAAAUGCACGAUCAUAGAGAGAACCGAGUCUCUGAGGAAAAGCUCCAGCAACAUCAAGAAGACGCUGCCACCUGUUGCUGUUUCAAAGAUUGACAAGAAACUGGAGUUGUACACACAUGCUAUCGAGGUGUCCUCAAAGGAAGGCAGAUCAGGCAGUCAGGUGCUGACGGACCUGACGAGUCCCACUGAACCCGUCUCCUCCAAGAAGAACCUGUUUGAAGCCGGAGACGCCUGGAACCAAAACGCCAUCUCAGUCACACCAUCUAAGGAUGCAGGUGGUUUAAAAGUGGGUGUGGCUGAUCUCAUCAAUCAGUGGGUGAGAGGAAGUGAAGAUGGGAGCAGGUGCAGCUCGCCCUCCAGACCAACAGAGAACUCCUCUGGUAAAAGAUCUAAGUUUGUGGUGACGGGUCACGGCAAGUAUGAGAAGAUUUCUGUGGACAUCGACUACAGUGAAGAUGCAAACUGCCCCUCAGCUGGACAGUUCUACGAAGAUUUGUGAAACACAUGCUGGACUGGAAAAAACAACUUUGAUACUGCACAAACUUUAACCACUAUCACUUCAUCAUUCUCUGUAUUUCAAGCUUUAGUUUAUAAAUGGUACUUAAAUCCUGUUGUAAUGACAAAUAUCUAGGGCUGUCCUUAACCAAAGAAAUUCUUAGUCGACUAACACUAAUACAAUUUUGUUGACUAAUGGAUUACUUGAUUUAAUCGACAAAUCUGUGAAACUGAGUUUCUCUGCAAAGAAUCACACUAAAGCACCACUUUAAAUCUGGUGUCUACCAGAGAUGUGCUCAUAAAUUUCUUGGAAAUAAGUCAUUCAGCAUGAAAAGGCAUAAAAAAGACUGAUUGACUAAAGAAAUCAUAGUCAGCUAAGACCAAAACAACCUAUAAAUCGACUAAUGGACUAAGAGGUGGCAGCCCUACAAAUUUCUUGUCAUUUUAAAAAAGGCAGAUAAGCAAAUAGUGAGUCUUUUCUGUUUAUACUUUGCAGGUAUUCAUUUUAUCCUGUGAAUAAUAAUCUCAGUAGUAGUAAAACUUUUAAAAUGAUGAAAUAACUUCAAUUAAACACAUUCCUGAUGGUUGAUUCCACAAUA